Molecule: messenger RNA, 2172 nt
Organism: Laetiporus sulphureus 93-53
Lineage: Eukaryota; Fungi; Basidiomycota; Agaricomycetes; Polyporales; Laetiporaceae
Exons: 3
Coding region: 270-1985 (571 amino acids)
Source: RefSeq, a predicted model, not a curated record
CGGAAGUCGCAAGACGAUCCUUCGUCACAUCUCCUUGCUCCCAACUCGUCUCGAAGAUCAGCCGCGGGGACAUAGCCGUCUGACUUAGCAUCAAACAGCGUUGAUCGCAGUGAGCGCAUAUUUCGAUGCCCUAAGGUGUGCAUCAAGCUUCUCGAAUCUCAAGUCAAAACGAUACGCCAGGUUGCCCCAGAUCUCGCCAGAGUUGCUCCUUUCUCCUGUUUUGGUAUCCAAUCGUGGCUUCGUGAAGCUCAUUAAGAUCGGCCAACCCUAUGUCUCAUGCCGCAGCGGACGUCGACAAUGAUCCUGGCACGAGUGUCUCCACGGUUCGUGGAUUGCAAGGAUUGCAGCGAUUGAACACAGUCAUGCCUCCAGAUCUUACUGUCUCGCUGGAUAUUGGAGGCGGUCGACAGUUAUCGCCGCGACAGCCCUUGCUACAUAGCCCUCUUCCCUCCCCUGGAAGUCCCUCUGGCGACUCUGUUUCCUCCCUUCCUUCAGUGUCAUCAUCCUUCCUCUACUCAUCAGGGCCAGGAAGCCCUCCGCAUGCUCCGUCACACACAAAUGAUACUCAUCAAAGCACUGAUACGGACGCUGAGCCACACGACUCUACACAGGGGUUGAUCAUACCGUCGCUCGCGCUACCCAUCCUCACCCAGCGACCGACGCCUUACGGCCAGACACUCGGCGACGUGCGCCUCCUCAUUCUCGCCCCACGGCACGCAGCAUCAUCUGUAUCAACCCUUGUCUCGCAGCUCAUCGACGAGAAUGACGAUAUAGUCGACGAAGGGGCGUGGGAAGAAGAGGACAGGGGGCACUUCGCGGGCAGGAUCGCAGUGCGCCGGGCAUCCACGACCUGGGUGGAGCUUAGGGAUGCGCAUGGGCUGGAGCACACCGAACCCGCGCGCAAUAUUGAACUCGUCAGGGUACCCGGGUAUGAUGCCGAGGACGCUGCGGAAACUAUUCUUGGACGCACAUUACCUCUUGUCCACGCGCCGUUUCACCAAGUUCUCGAGGCGCUCAAUCCCGAGUACGGUCCAAGUACGGUACUAGCCAACCUACUUUCAUCUGCAUGUACGCCCCUGUACACUGCAUUAAUAUUGCUCUUGACGUCAUCAGCGCCGACGCAAACCGAGCGAAACCUUCUGGAUGCGCUUAGCCCUCAUGUCCCCGUCGUCGUGCUACCUCCACUCGCGUCUGAGUCGUCUUACCCCUUCUAUUCCUCGGGCUACUCAUCUUACCCUAUCUCGAUCGCUUCUUCCGCGUACGCGUCGCCACAGCACCCGGCAGGGUCACACUCGCCUAUCACGUCUGCCCCGAUCUCCGCGUUCCGUCCAACGUCUGCACAUGCCUUGCGGCUCGGCUUGUUCCGCACACCGGAAACGAUCGCCCACCUUCGCGGCGAGAGCGCUGCCCGGUUUCUGCGCUGGCGUGAGGUCGAGCGCGCGGUGAACCGCAUUAGCUCUAGCAGUGGUGACUACUUCAGCAAGAUGCCAAGCACGAGCACUAGCUUGGAGACGAGGGCGGGGUACACCCCGUGUGUGCCCAAGUUCCCGUCAGCGGCCAAGAGCAAGCACGGCUGGGACAAGGCCCGUUGGGAGGCAGAGUGGGAAGGCACAUUGUCGCACGAUGUCGCAGAGGGGCUGCGCCAGCGCGGUCACGCGAACACUGCUCGUCCGUCAGAGGACCAGCUGCGUGAGCAGGAGCCGGCGUUUGACGAGUACCGAUCCCCACAGGGCUGCGUUCCUUCCCCGCUAGAUCCAUUGCAUGUUGGGUCUCUGUUCAUGUUCUCGUUGUCCCUCCUAGGGCCGCUGCGUGCGCGCCUCGCUCAGUCGUUCGGGUUCGGCGGGCGUGCUAGUACGAAUACGAUGGACACCGAGCGGAGUGGAGAGAAGAGACGCUCGCGGACCCUUGGCUUAGGACUGGAAAUGGCACUCAUGGGCGCCUUCUGUGCGGGCGUAGGUUUGGGGCUUCUUCUAGUAAGAGGGUGAGGCGUCCGCGUUGGACGUUUUGGACGUGAGUCCCCAAACUGCUCUCAUCGAUAUUGCUCCAAGUUGUAUUCUACUGUGACUAUUGAUCUGCAGUCUUCAUUACAUUUCAAUUACAGCUAUCAUUGGCUUUCGUUCUUCAUCGUAAACCCGGUUAUGUACGCCGGCUCGAUUGCCCGCCUUCGUCGCA